Messenger RNA from Neolamprologus brichardi, 3069 nucleotides. RefSeq names its product protein phosphatase 2, regulatory subunit B, alpha b (gene ppp2r2ab). Gene Ontology annotation, cellular component: protein phosphatase type 2A complex. The record is from RefSeq and is a predicted model, not a curated record. Lineage: Eukaryota; Metazoa; Chordata; Actinopteri; Cichliformes; Cichlidae. Gene Ontology annotation, molecular function: protein phosphatase regulator activity; protein binding.
GACUGUGGUGUGGGGUGGGGAAGAAAUGACUUGUGGGAUGCGAAGUAGCCGGCGGCAAGAGAGGCAGAGGAGGUUGAUUGACACACAGAGAGAAACGUCAGGGAGCGCAGCGGGAAAUAAAAGAAGGAGAGUUAUAAAACAUCCAGCUUUACGGUUAAUUUAAAGCCUCGCAGACAUUUCGAUCUGCGCACACGAACAGCGGAUACCGAGCGGAAGAAAAAAAAAGUUCAGAUCCCACGAAUCAGCGCGUGGGAGUGGGAAGCAGGAUCGUGACUGACUGAGGCAAGCUCCACUGUCUGUCUCGUUAUGGCAGGUCCUGGAGGUGACAUGCAGUGGUGCUUCUCUCAGGUGAAAGGAGCAAUCGAUGAUGACGUAGCUGAGGCGGACAUUAUAUCUACAGUUGAAUUUAACCACACAGGGGAGCUGCUGGCCACAGGAGACAAGGGUGGACGCGUAGUCAUCUUCCAACAGGAAAUAGAGAACAAAAAUCAGCCUCAGUUCCGGAGCGAGUACAAUGUUUACAGCACUUUUCAGAGCCAUGAGCCAGAGUUUGACUACCUGAAGAGUUUGGAAAUAGAAGAGAAAAUCAACAAGAUUCGCUGGCUUCCUCAGAAGAAUGCUGCUCAGUUCCUGUUGUCAACUAAUGAUAAAACGAUUAAAUUGUGGAAAAUCAGUGAACGAGACAAGAGGCCAGAGGGCUACAAUCUCAAAGAGGAGGAUGGGCGCUACAAGGACCCUAACACUAUCACAUCUUUGCGGGUACCAGUUUUAAAACCCAUGGACCUCAUGGUGGAAGCCAGUCCACGGAGGGUGUUUGCCAACGCUCACACCUACCAUAUCAACUCUGUCUCAGUCAACAGCGACAACGAGACCUACCUGUCUGCAGACGACCUCCGCAUCAACCUCUGGCACCUCGAGAUCACUGACCGCAGCUUCAAUAUUGUUGACAUUAAACCGGCUAACAUGGAGGAACUUACAGAGGUGAUCACAGCAGCAGAGUUCCACCCUCAUCAAUGUAACACCUUCGUUUACAGCAGCAGCAAAGGAACCAUCCGACUGUGUGACAUGAGAGUUUCAGCGCUAUGUGACAAGCACUCAAAGUUGUUUGAGGAACCAGAAGAUCCAAGUAAUCGCUCCUUUUUCUCUGAGAUCAUAUCAUCAAUCUCAGAUGUUAAAUUUAGCCACAACGGACGCUACAUGAUGACUAGAGACUACUUGUCUGUAAAGAUUUGGGACCUGAAUAUGGAAAACAGGCCUGUGGAGACAUAUCAGGUUCAUGAGUACCUGAGAAGCAAGCUGUGCUCGCUAUAUGAGAAUGACUGCAUCUUUGACAAGUUUGAAUGCUGCUGGAAUGGCAAUGACAGUGUGGUGAUGACCGGCUCAUAUAACAACUUCUUCAGGAUGUUCGAUCGCGGCCACAGACGGGAUGUGACAUUGGAGGCGUCCCGUGAAAACAGCAAGCCCAUGCAGGUCCUGAAGCCCCGCAAGGUGUGCACAGGCGGCAAACGCAAAAAGGAUGAAAUCAGCGUGGAUAGUUUGGACUUCAAUAAGAAGAUCCUGCACACUGCCUGGCAUCCCCAGGACAACAUCAUUGCGGUGGCAACGACCAACAACCUCUACAUAUUCCAGGAUAAAGUGAACUAAUUGCAGGGUGAGCUUGUCACAUCUGGCGUGGGUGAUGUCAUUUGUAACCACCCGCAGCCACACAGCCUCAUCCAGGGCGAUCUGUGGUGGUAAUGCCGACAACCAGCAUCCCUGUCCGGCCCUACUGAGGUACCAGACUUUGCCACUAGAUGUGGACAGAGGAGGACUUGCUCUUGCCCAUCAUCAGUCUGUCUGUGGCAGAGUGAUGCCUGUCUUGUUGUUAAGUGAUGUUGUGCCAAUUUCUUUCUCUUCAUCAUUUUUUUUUUUUCUUUUGCCAACCUGCCUGCCCUUUACUUUUCUAAUGUGGGUGAAACAAGUUUAAUUUCCUUAAAAUUCUGAAUACAGACACACUUAUUUUUAUAAAUAUCCCCCAUCCCCUAAAAUGGUAGAAAAUGAAAAACACCUAGUUUGUCCCAUUAUUAUCCUGUGCCAUUGUAGUGUUUACUUUUCUAAGAAAAGUUUGACCUUUGUUUUGUGUACACUUUUUUUUUUCACUAAUUCAUCAGUUCUGCUGUCUGGUUUUGUUGAGUGUCUUCACAUUUCCUUUUUUUCAUUAAACCAUACAUUCAUCACAACUUGCUGCUCAUCUUGGACACAUCCAGGAUUUUGAGAAGUACAGUGUUUUUUGCUUUCUGGGGGUUGUUUUUUGUUGUCCGCUCAGAUUUGGUCCAGUGAGGUUUUUGUCCUGCUUGCUGUUUCUGUCACUGUGCCUCAGGCUCUGGUUGGCCAAACAGGCCCAAACUCAGUAAGACCUCCUUCUUUUUGGUUUUUGUUUGUUUUUUUGUUUCCCCUUGGGUGUGUGUGUGUGUGUGUGUGUGUGUGUGUGAGUGUAUCGUGAUAUUUUUGUGCAUUAGCUCCUCUUCCUCCUGUUUUUUUUUUUGUUUUCUCUUGUCUUCAAUAAUAGUCAGGUAUCAGAGAAGGCCUAUUCAAAGAUAAUUAUGAUGGUCAUAUUUAUAUUAAAAAGGUUAAAGAGUCAACAGGUUUGUUCCGUCCUAUUUUGUGAGAUGAAGCCUGACCUUUUUCUUUUUUUUGAGGGGGGAUGGAUUUUUAACCCCCCAGUUCUGUACCACAGCAUUCAGUUCAAGCUGCACUUCACAACAGGGAAGAACAUCUGAUUUGACACUGGACUUUGUUGCUGCACCAACUCAAGUACUUGGAUGUCUGUGAUGUGAGACUGCAAUUUUUUUUUUUUUUUUUUUAAGAAAAGAUUUGAGGCAUUACAGUGUUUAAACUACUGCAGAUGUAACUGAUACUGUAACUGUGACGGUGCAAUGAGCCUCACAGAAGAUCUGCAGCACUUGGAUGUCUCCACACCCUAUUUAAAAAGUGGACAGUUAAGACUAUAUUGAUGCCUCUAGUAAUGUAUAACUACAAUUUUAAUCAAUGACAGUGGGGGAAAAAAAUAAAGGAACUACUUUUUGCAUC